AUGCCACGGGUGAGUUAAUAAUUAAUCUUUUUUCGUUGCGACGGAUUGCUCAUUAUUUUCCCGACAAAGCGAUAAAAAAGCAACAAAAAACUUUUUUUCAGUCAUCGCAAGAGGUUGCCCGAUUGGCACGAGAAGCGGCCAUGAGUUCGGCACCAUUGACUCCGCAUCUACUUCCUGGAAAACAAAUCACGCCCAUGAAAGCGAGAGGCUCCGCACCAGCGGCCAAGAAAAGAACUGUGAGUCAAUCUUUUAUUCAUUUUUAAAAAAAUAUUUAAAUUUUCAAAAUUUUUCGAAAAAAUUUUUUUUUGAAUUUUUCCUAAAAAAAUUGAAUUUUUCCAAAAAAAGUCGAAUUUUCCCAAUUUUUUUAAUUAAAAAAAUCGCAUUUUUCCAAUUUUUUCAAAUUUUUUCAAAAAAAUUUUUUUUUAAAUUUCUCCGAAAUUUCGAAUUUUUUCAAUUUUUUAAAUUACAAAAUCUCCUGAUUUCCCCUUAUUUUUUAGUCCACUUCCCUUCAACAGCCCCCAAACAAUGAUCGUGAACGCCCCGAAGCCGAGAUCACACGUGUUCGAACAGUUACGGCCCGCGGCGCGGAUUCCAAAACAGCGAUUCCACUCAAGGUUGGGCAGGAGAAAAUGAUGAAGUCGUCCGGAGAAAAUGAUGACGUCGUCGGGAGGCCAGGAUAUCGGCGUUCUUUCAAGCCGUUUGGAGAGGCCUCGGAAGCUCCAGAAAGCAAAAUUGAGGUGGGUAUUUUUGGAAGCAAAAUUUUGGGAAAAUUAUAGUGAAGUUUUAUGGCCAAGUUUGGCAAAAAAAAUUAUUUCCAAAUUUGAAACUUUUUUUGGUAAAAGUUCCGCAAAUUGGCCACCAUCCAAAAAGAAAAUCAUAACCGCGCUUAGGCUUAGGCUGGGUUAGGCUUGUUAAGGCUUACAGGGGAAGUACCCCAAGUGCGACGCUCAGAUUUUGAUGAAACUUGGCACAAAUUUAGAAUAAUUUUUUCUAAGAUAUAUGCGAGAAUCCUAGCUCGCGCUUUGCAGAAACAACCGAGAUUUUUCGAUCGAAAGUCGACCAAAAUUUUGGAUUUUUUGCCAAAUUUCGGCACCAAAAGUUUCAUGCGUAUUUCAACCGUAAAGGACUAUGUUUCUACAAAAAAUCAAAUUUUUCCGCCCGAAACUGCAAAAGUUAUGGCCAAAAAGCGCUUUUCUCUCGGACCGCUCUCCACGUUUAGCGUGCGCUCUCGGCGGCAAAAAUCGUUUGAUAUCUCGGCGGAACCCGCAAAGCGCAAGCUAGAACUUUUGAGAAUUGAUAUUUAGUCCAUACCCGAGGUGUGUGGAGAAUUUAAAGAAAAUCUGAGCGUCGCACUUGGAGUACUUCCCCUGUAAACUUUUUUAAAUUAUUUUUUUUUCAGCACAAGAAGUUGUCGACUCAACGGGAAUCGAACGAUCAUAGCAACAGCAAUGAGUCAAACUCCAAAAAAUCGGCAAAGUCGGUGAAGUCGGUGAAGUCCGGAAGAAAUGAAGAUUCUCAAAAAUCAGAAAAAGCAUUGUCAGAGAAAGCAGAAGACAAUGAACGAGGCGGAUCGAGGCGAAGUGUCAAGGAAAGGAAGAGCGAAUCGGAGCAAAAAAGCGAAUAA
Molecule: messenger RNA, 1624 nt
Organism: Bursaphelenchus xylophilus (pine wood nematode)
Lineage: Eukaryota; Metazoa; Nematoda; Chromadorea; Rhabditida; Aphelenchoididae
Source: the annotation of a GenBank genome assembly